Messenger RNA from Trichoplusia ni (cabbage looper), 5209 nucleotides. RefSeq lists its product as uncharacterized. The transcript is spliced from 7 exons. Bases 2520 to 5189 code for a protein of 889 amino acids. Gene Ontology annotation, molecular function: protein binding; serine-type endopeptidase inhibitor activity. The record is from RefSeq and is a predicted model, not a curated record. Lineage: Eukaryota; Metazoa; Arthropoda; Insecta; Lepidoptera; Noctuidae.
AGCUGAGCGAAUAGCUGAGACUUUUUUCGUAUAAAAAUAAUUUUCUAAAUUACGGAAGGAAUUUAUAUUAAACUGACAUACAUUUUAAGAGUCGCCUCUAGUUAGUAACUACCCGUAUAGGGGCAAGUGAAGUAGCCAUUUGGCUUUGAUAAACAAUAUUCAAUAGAAACCUUAUUAACACUUCGACAAAAUCAGUGCGAGUAGUGACACACAGACUAGGAACUAGACAUGCAUGUUUGUUCCUUAGUUCAGUAUAUCAUGUAUCAAAAAUGGAUAUGCAGCCUGCUUAAGAAUGUUUUUCCUUAACCAUCUUACAGCAAGAUAUGGACCAGAUUUUUGUGGAUAACAAAACAUUCUAAGCAGGAGUUGAAAUAAAGCAAUCGACGUUUUGCAUAAAUUGAUUAAUUGACGUGGUAUCUCUAAAUCAAACCACUUGGCUACCCGUACAAUCAAAUUGUCACCCACAAUGCUGACGGCAUUAAAAUAACAGGUUAUUGGUUAUCUCCAUUGAUAACAUAAGCGAUCACCUUGAAAAUCACGCUAAAUUAUAACGGUCAAAGCCUCAAAGCAUUAACCACGCUCUAAGGUCAAAGCGCCAAUUUACUAUCAGCUUGACGCGUCGGUGACUAACUUGAUCCACUAAUUUGGCAUUUUAUCUAAUUUCAAAAGGACUUAAAGGCUGAUUCAAACAUUUGCCAAGAAAUGUUAGAAAUAAGGUGGAGGUAUUGAUUUACUAUGAAACUGCAUAGUUCGUAUUCGUCAUCACAAAUAUUUUCUCACGUACAAGUUCAUGCAUAUGUCAUGGUGAAUGUUGACUUAGUUUGAACUAAAUAAUUUCAUUAUGACUAUGUUCUGGAAUUCUGUAACAAAAGUGAUACUUAUUAUUAGUUUAAAGAAACGUUUAAUAUCAAAUAAGUACUUAAAAAUAAAACUUAAAACGAUUUAAAAAUGGUUAAGAUACUAAAUGAAUUCUAAGAUUUGCGCUAGAAUACAAAUGGUGAUGGUAUUUAAAACUAUAGAUUACAUAAUAAUUGUGUACCAUAAACCAGAGAUAUUUAAUAUUCUUUUCCAGCCUUGAUAUUGGGUUUAUGAUUCCGAUUCGUAAAAACCCUGAAUAUUAACCAAAUUUUUCAAAAACUUGACCAUUCAUUUGGUUUUCUCUUGGUUUAAUAUAACGGAAUUAAAGAUUUAUAAGUCUUUAGGUAAUCUAACGUCUAAUUUGUAUUCGGGAAUUUUGUGGAAAUUCCGUCUGGCCUUACCACUUGUUCGAAGGUUACUUCAAAAUAGGAUGUAGUGAGUAACCACAAUGCCCAUCACGCAACGCAAAAGUGAAUCACUGGAACUCCUUCUGUUAUUUAAAUAUGAUCAGAUAAAUAGUAUGUAGGUUUUCUCUUUAAAGCUUGUGUCAGAACUCUCUCAAGCUAUAUAGCACCACUUUUCCUCUCACUUCAUUAUUUAGAUUCUAAACUAUUAUUUAAUGUCCUUAAUUAACAUGCAACUUAGGUCAACUUCUGUUUGCCCAAAACACAAAACCUUUAAAAACAUUCUUAAUUGCUUCAUCGAUCACAUUAUUAAUUUGUAGUACUUUUUUCCUCUGUAAUAUGCUCCUAUUUAAUGAACCUGGUGCUAAAAAGUACAGCCGAAGCUAAAGUCAUGACCAGUUGGGCUAUUUACGUACAUCCGACGUUGCUUCAUUUACACAUAAUCUCCUUGUUUAUAUUCCUUUUUCCAAACCCUAGGCCUUUAGAACGACACGACUAGUAUCAGGUUUAGUAACCCGUAUCUCGUUGGCGUCGUCCUUGUUGCUUCCAACGUCAGGUUUACGUCAUUCUAUGUAAGUUUAAUGCUCUAUCGCACAUUUAUUUAUAUCUCCAGUUUAAGGGUGCCUACUGCAGUGCAUGCAACGUAGGCAUUACUUCCAUAAAAGUUUAUCAAUAUUGUCCUAGAAUAACACUUGUGAAUUCCCAGUUCGUGUUAUUUCGAUAUUUGAUUGUGGUUGGUUUUAAUUUACCGUAUUUAAUUUAGUCUUUGUUAUUUUUAAACCUGUUACUGGGUUCAUCAAUCACUAGUUCUUUGUGACUGGUAACAGUUAGUCUAAGUCUUGUUAAAUUAUAGUCUGUAUUUUAUAAAUAGAAAGUCCAGUGUACAGUUCGUUUCCCAUUGUUUCUUCUCGUUUGAUGCUAACUAUCAAUAUUACAUGUUUCUUCUCAGAUUCGUAUUUCAGUUAUCAGAAAUCAUGUUUUUGUUGAACCACAAACUGCAUCUCGUGAUGUAACGUCUUAUCAGUUAUCUUUUGGCAUAUAGUUAACAGGUAACUGACCAAACUAAAAUGAUUCAUUUACAAGUGGAAACAAGUUUUAGGAGGAAAAUAAAGGUAGUGGGGAGUUGUUUAAAAACACAAUAUGAUCACACGUGUUUGAAAGAAUCUGAUCAUUUCGCGAAUCGGCCUCGAAUGUAUCGCAUGAGAGUGAAUAAAUAAUAAGUGUAUUUGACAUAAAUGUUAGUGUCAAUGUGACGACAUGAAGUGUAUUGUUUAUAUUGCUUUAGUCGUGCUAAUGGGCACAGUGGCUGUCCAGGGCAUGGCUUGGAGACGAUAUCAUUGGCAUCGAAUGGACCACGAUGAGCCUCACUACCAUGGACCUCAUAGGUUCCACCACGGGCAACCACAUAGGUUUCACCAUGAACAUCAUCAUCAAAAAUUUCACAAUACACAGUGCAACGGCACAUCGCGCGGCGAAGGAUAUCACCGAAGGUGUAUAAAAGUCACAUCAAAUGAACCACCGAUAGCCACAGAAACAUCAUCAAUACCUGUAACAAAACUAAUUUUAAUAUCAACACCUACAAUCCAACCAAGUACGACCAAUCGACCAUCAGAAAUCCGACCCGCUGAAAUAACAACGGCGGUAUCUUCUUCAACAAAAAAACAUGCUUCUGAGAUUCAAUCUGAUGUUAAAUCAACAACGCCGUCUUCUUCAAUAAAAAGUCAUCCUACAGAAUAUGAACCUGCUGAAAUAGUAACCACGCCGUAUUCCACAAUACAUGACACUGAAAGUGAAUCGGAUUUAACAUCAACACCCUUAUAUUCAUCAUUAGCGACUGAAGCAUCACCAGCACAUUUUACCUCACGACCCGUUAGAAAAGUUCCCUCGACACCGGAACUUACUACAAUGACACUACCCCAAAUAACAACAUGGCGUCCAAAAUCACCACCUGCAAUUUUAACAGAAAUGACACCUGCACCAGAUACAACAAUAAGUUUAGAUGAAGGACCACCCACAUUAUCCCCUGACAUAAUAAGGUGUAUAGAAACGUGUCCUGCCACACCCGAAUUCAACCCAGUGUGCGGUACAAAUUACGUGAUGUAUGAAAAUGAAGGGAAGCUGUUCUGCGCCAAAAGCUGUGGAAUUGAUGUCAGUAUUCUACGAAGGUCAUUGUGUCCUCCACCAGUGUUUGAGGAUUCCUUUGAAGGAGGCCCGCCUGGAGCAGACUCGCCUGGAGCAGCGCCUUCUGAAGGAGAGCCACCUGGAAGAGGGCCGCCUGGACGAGAACAGCCUGAAGGAGGAUUCCCAGGAAGAGCGCCUCCUGAUCAAGGACAGCCUGAAGAAAGACUGCCUGGAAGAGAGCCGCCUGGACAAGGACAACCUAUAGGAGGACCGCCUGGGCAAGGGUUGCCUGAAGGAGGAACACCUGGAAGAGUGCCGCCUGGUCAAGGGCAGCCUGAAGGAGGACCAGCUGGAAGAAAUCCUCCUGGACAAGGACGGCCUGAAGGAGGUCCAAAUGGAAGAAGGCCUCCUGGUCAAGGACAGUCUGAAGGCGGACCACCUGGAAGAGGGCCUCCUGGCCAAGAACAGUCUGAAAGAGAUCCAUCUAGACGUGGGCCACCUGGACAAGGUCAGCCUGAAGGAGGACCAAAUGGAAAAAGACCUCCUGGUCAAGAAUGGUCCGAAGGAGGACCACCUGGAAAAGUGCAUCAUAGUCAAGGACAGCCUGAAGGAGGACUACCUUUAAGAGAGCGGCCUGGAGAAGGACAGAAUGAAAGAGGACCACUUGGAAUAGGGCCAUCUGGACAAGGACAGCCUGAAGGAGGGCCACCUGGAAUAGAACCGCCUGGACAAGGACAGCCUGAAGGACCAUCGGAGGCCUCUUCCUCCCCGCCUCCGACGCUUCCAGCUUUCCUUACUCGUACAACACCACUGUCCAGCUUUCACAUGUGUAUGAGACAGUGCCCUAUAACAGCGGACUUCACGCCUGUUUGCGGUACAGACCUUAUCACCUAUAUGAACAUGGAACGGCUUUUAUGCGCUCAAAAAUGUGGCGAUGGUGUGCAGGUAUUAUGUGAGAAACCCUGUGCAGUAUGUGGAGUAAAUUCGGUGGCCACGCUUAAACCCAAAGCGACGACGUCUUUAACGACCACAACUGCGAGUACACGCAGUUUUAGUCAGAAAGAUGAAGCUGAUAUAAGGCAAUGUAUGAGGUCAUGCCCUGUCACACCAGAAUACAACCCUAUUUGUGGCACCGACCGGCUCACGUAUACUAAUCCGGGUCAUUUACUCUGUGCCCAAACGUGUGGUGUUGAUGUAACUGUCGCCAGAUUCUCACCGUGUCAUGUCACGUCAACGAGCACAUCGACAACGGAAUACCCUUUGACUUACGAUGAGCUGAAUUGUAUAAGAGACUGUCGAGUUACUGCAGUGUAUAACCCUGUUUGUGGUACAGAUAACUUGACUUACAUAAACCUAGGACAUUUAGAAUGUGCACGAUAUUGUGGACUCGAUGUGGCAUUGAAAGAAUCAUCUCGAUGUAGAGGAGAUUUAGAUUACCCAACUGAGAGUACUGAAAAAACCCAAGCUCCGACCUCUCCAACUAUAGAUAGAGAGAAGGAUAAACUAAUUACGACAACACAAUCGACAACCUUAACUACAACAUCCAAGCCCAUAUCUACAAAUACACCUGUACCAACAUCAAGCACUACCGUUGGAUUUACAAUACCGUCGUAUAUACUAAAGGAUAUUUUUGAGACCACUACGGAUAACCCAGUACCGCUUACGACACUGUCAUCAACAACCACGACCACGACUACUGUAAGACCCACCACGGAAGUAGACGAAGACAUCGAUUUAGAUGCUAGGUUUGGCAAAGAUAUUAAAGAUAAGGAUUACAAUAGUAGAAUAAUUUUCCCAGAAGACUAAAUAAAGACUAAUUAGGAUAA